This is a messenger RNA of Leguminivora glycinivorella, 690 nucleotides long. RefSeq names its product Kv channel-interacting protein 4-like. Bases 89 to 679 code for a protein of 196 amino acids. Gene Ontology annotation, molecular function: calcium ion binding. The record is from RefSeq and is a predicted model, not a curated record. Lineage: Eukaryota; Metazoa; Arthropoda; Insecta; Lepidoptera; Tortricidae. The transcript is spliced from 7 exons.
UCACAGCAAUCGACGACGUUGCCAGUUUAAAGUGCUUAUAGUGCCGACCAAGCCCACAGGAUAAAACAUUACCAGCACCUAAACAGGAAUGGAGGAGGAAUGCGAAGAAGCGCCAUUGCCGGCGCGGCAUCGCCCCGAGGGGCUCAAGGAGCUCGCCAAGGGCUCCAAGUUCACCGCCAGGGAGAUACAGCUUAUGUACCGGGGGUUCAAACAGGAAUGUCCAUCAGGGGUGGUGGAUGAGGAAUCUUUCAAGCACAUCUUCUGUCAAUUCUUCCCCUUGGGUGAUGCGACGCAGUACGCUCAACUCGUCUUCAACACCGUCAAACACAAGCAGAGCGGGAAAAUCAACUUUGAGGAGUUCCUAGAGAUCCUAUCCCGUGUGGCUCGAGGCUCGGAACAGGAGAAGCUGGCGUGGGUCUUCCGGCUGUAUGAUGCUGAUGGAGACGGGAGGGUCACCAGGCAGGAGAUGAUCAAAGUGGUUCAGGCUAUCUACGAGCUGGUGGGGGCGGCGGCGCUGCCCCCCGCGCACCCCGCCGCCGCGCAGGAUCAUGUUGACCGGAUCUUCCAUCUGAUAGACACGAACGCGGACGGAGUGGUGACCCCGGACGAGCUAGCACGGUGGUGCGCGCGCGACCCCGCGCUGCGCCGCUCUCUGAACACGCUGGACACCAUACUGUGACCCGCGGCGGC